GAUUUCCAGGGCGGCUGGACUCUUGCCCCUCAGGCCUCGAAUGGUUAAAUGCUCCCAGGAUAUUUUUAAACAGCAGGGCCCCUUUAAUCAGAAAGUGACAUUUGCAGUGACGGGUAGCAAAGUGACUUCUUAGAGAGUCACAGGCACUCCCCACCGAGCCAAUGGAGCAGGACGUGGGCAAGCUGAUUGUCAACAGCCAGGCUACCCCAAUGAGUCCCUGAAUGGUCCUGCUGGUCGUGCUGUUAUCAUACCUGAUUUGUUUAUGGUUAGUUUGGAGCAUCAUGGCGGAUGCCAAGUCUGUUACCAAGAGUAAGUCUGAAACCAAACCCCAGUGCCAGGCGCCGUUUCCAACCUGUGUCAGCAAAGGGGAACCAGCCCACCAAAAUGUAGACAAUCAGUCACCCCAGGCAAGUCUGAAACUGGACACUCCGGCGUGUCUCGAAGGCUCCACUGAUGGCCCCAAGCGACUGACCUCUCGCCCGCCGCCCCACACGAAGCCAUGCCAGCCUCUACCAUCAGACACGACCUCGGCCUGCACGGAGCCUCGGGCCGAUGGGCCGGAAGGGCAGGGGGACACGGAGUCGCCCUCCUCCCCUCUGGGUCCGCAGGGAAAGCGGCUCUUUCCUCUUUCCAAGGAAGAUGAGAAGCGAGCGCAGAUCAAAAAGCAGCUGAUGACCAAUUUCAUCUUGGGGUCUUUUGAUGAUAACUCUUCGGACGAUGAGACCCCUGACUCGCUGUUCAGAGCAUCUUCCCGGAAGAGCAGCCGAUCGAGCUUUGGCUCUCUGUCCUUUGACUCGGCUUCUCUUCGGUCCAUGACUGAGUCUGAAUUGUCUGUCCCGACCAUGAGGCCUAGCAUGUCAGGACUGCACCUGGUGAAAAGAGGACGAGAACAGAAGAAAUUCGACCUUCAUCGAGACUUCACAGUCGCCUCUCCGGCUGAGUUUGUAACUCGCUUUGGGGGGAAUCACGUUAUUGAAAAGGUUCUCAUCGCCAACAAUGGCAUUGCUGCCGUCAAGUGCAUGCGAUCCAUUCGGAGGUGGGCCUAUGAGAUGUUUCGAAACGAGAGGGCCAUCCGCUUUGUGGUCAUGGUUACCCCGGAGGAUCUCAAAGCCAACGCAGAGUACAUCAAGAUGGCGGAUCACUACGUGCCUGUUCCCGGAGGGCCCAACAAUAACAACUAUGCCAACGUAGAGCUGAUCGUGGACAUCUCCAAGCGGCUCCCAGUGCAGGCCGUGUGGGCUGGGUGGGGCCAUGCUUCAGAAAACCCCAAACUGCCUGAACUGCUCCAGAAACAUGGCAUUGCCUUCUUAGGCCCUCCCAGUGAUGCCAUGUGGGCACUGGGAGAUAAGGUUGCUUCGACCAUAGUGGCACAGACCCUGCAGAUUCCUACGCUGCCGUGGAGCGGAAGUGGUCUUGUUGUGGAGUGGCAGGAGGACGAUCUUCAGCAGAUGAAGAGAAUCAGCGUCCCUUCAGAGACGUACACCAAGGGCUGCGUGAGGGAUAUGGAGGAGGGUUUGCAGGCGGCAGAAAGAAUUGGCUUCCCAGUGAUGAUCAAAGCUUCUGAAGGUGGUGGAGGGAAAGGGAUCCGGAAAGCUGAGAGUGCCGAGGAUUUCCCGAACCUCUUCAGACAAGUUCAGAGCGAGAUCCCGGGCUCCCCAGUGUUCGUCAUGAAGCUGGCUCAGCACGCCCGGCACCUGGAAGUGCAGAUCCUCGCCGAUCAGUAUGGGAAUGCUGUGUCUCUCUUUGGGAGAGACUGUUCCAUACAAAGGCGGCACCAGAAGAUUAUCGAGGAGGCACCCGCCACCGUUGCCAUGCCGCUGGUGUUUGAGCACAUGGAGCAGUGCGCCGUGCGCUUGGCCAAGACGGUGGGCUACGUGAGCGCGGGGACCGUAGAAUACCUCUACAGUGAAGAUGGUCACUUCCAUUUCUUGGAACUGAACCCACGUUUGCAGGUGGAGCAUCCCUGCACAGAGAUGAUUGCCGAUGUCAACUUGCCGGCUGCUCAGCUGCAGAUUGCCAUGGGGGUCCCCCUUUACCGGCUGAAGGACAUCCGGAUCCUGUAUGGAGAGUCACCCUGGGGCGUCACUCCCAUUUCCUUUGAUAACCCUGUCAAUCCACCUAUUCCCAGGGGCCAUGUGAUUGCUGCCAGGAUCACCAGCGAGAACCCAGAUGAGGGUUUUAAGCCAAGCUCUGGGACCGUCCAGGAGCUGAAUUUCCGCAGUAGCAAGAAUGUGUGGGGCUACUUCAGUGUGGCGGCUGCCGGGGGCCUGCACGAGUUUGCAGAUUCACAGUUUGGGCACUGCUUCUCCUGGGGAGAGAACCGAGAAGAGGCUGUCUCGAACAUGGUGGUAGCCUUGAAAGAGCUGUCCAUCCGGGGAGACUUCAGGACCACGGUGGAGUACCUCGUCAACCUGCUCGAGACAGAGAACUUCCAAAGCAAUGACAUCGACACGGGCUGGCUGGAUCACCUGAUUGCUGAGAGAGUGCAGGCUGAGAAACCCGACAUCAUGCUUGGGGUGGUCUGUGGAGCCUUGAAUGUAGCAGACGCCCUGUUUAGGACCUGUAUGACCGACUUCCUGCAUUCACUGGAAAGGGGCCAGGUUCUCCCGGCAGAUUCUCUGCUGAACAUCGUGGAUGUGCAGCUGAUCUAUGGAGGGGUGAAGUAUAUCCUCAAGGUUGCCCGACAGUCUCUGACCAUGUUUGUUCUCAUCAUGAACAACUGUCACAUCGAGAUAGACGCCCACAGGCUCAACGACGGCGGGUUGCUGCUCUCCUACGACGGUAACAGCUACACCACGUAUAUGAAGGAGGAAAUCGACAGUUACCGGAUCACGAUCGGCAAUAAGACGUGUGUGUUUGAGAAGGAGAAUGAUCCCACGAUCCUGAGAUCGCCGUCUGCGGGCAAGCUGGUGCAGUACCUGGUGGAGGACGGAGGUCACCUGACGGCUGGAAACACCUACGCAGAGAUGGAGGUAAUGAAGAUGAUCAUGACCUUGAGUGUGCAGGAAGAUGGCCGGAUCUACUACGUGAAGCGGCCAGGAGCCGUGCUCCAAGCGGGCUGUGCGAUAGCCAGACUGGAGCUGGAUGACCCUUCUAAACUCCAUGCGGCCGAGCCGUACACAGGCGACCUCCCUUGCCAGCAAACCCUGCCCAUCAUCGGAGAGAAGCUGCACCAGGUUUUCCACAGCGUCCUGGAGAACCUGACCAAUGUCAUGAACGGCUACUGUUUGCCAGAACCCAUUUUCAGCAGCAAGCUCAAGGAGUGGGUGAACAAGCUGAUGGUCACCCUCCGGUCCCCUUCCUUACCCCUUCUGGAGCUCCAGGAGAUCAUGACCAGCGUCUCUGGCCGGAUCCCGCCCUCCGUGGAGAAAGCCGUCCGCAAAGUGAUGGCGCAGUAUGCGAGCAACAUCACCUCUGUGCUUUGUCAGUUCCCCAGCCAGCAGCUUGACUGUGAAGUAGUGGAGGGAGCCUCGGACCAGGCACUGGAAGACUUUGGGUCAAGUCUCUGCUCAGCCACUCACUUGAUCGCCAACAUCCUGGACAGCCACGCUGCAACCCUCCAGCGGAAGGCAGACCGAGAAGUUUUCUUCAUGAACACUCAGAGUAUUGUGCAGCUAGUCCAAAGGUACCGGAGCGGAACACGUGGCUACAUGAAGACUGUGGUGUUAGAUUUAUUAAGGAAAUACCUGCAAGUGGAACAUCACUUCCAACAAGCCCACUAUGACAAGUGUGUGAUCAAUCUCCGGGAACAGUUCAAGCCAGACAUGUCACCUGUGCUCAACUGCAUCUUCUCUCACGCACAAGUGGCCAAGAAGAAUCUGCUGGUGACCAUGUUAAUUGACGAGUUGUGUGGCCCAGAUCCAUCGCUGACUGACGAGCUUCUUUCCAUCCUGGGUGAACUCACCCAGCUGAGCAAAAGUGAACACUGUAAAGUAGCCUUGAGAGCCAGACAGGUACUGAUCGCCUCCCACCUGCCCUCCUAUGAGCUCAGACACAACCAGGUGGAGUCCAUCUUCCUGUCUGCCAUCGACAUGUAUGGCCACCAGUUCUGCCCGGAAAACCUCAAGAAACUGAUCCUUUCAGAAACCACCAUAUUCGAUGUCUUGCCCAACUUCUUCUACCAUGUUAACCAGGUGGUCUGCAUGGCCUCUCUGGAGGUGUAUGUCCGUAGAGGCUACAUCGCCUACGAGCUGAACAGCCUGCAGCACCGGCAGCUUCCAGAUGGCACCUGUGUGGUGGAAUUCCAGUUCAUGCUGCCCUCGUCCCAUCCGAACCGAAUGGCUCUUCCCGUCAGCGUCACCAACCCUGACCUGCUGCGGCACAGCACUGAGCUGUUCAUGGACAGCGGCUUCUCCCCUCUCUGCCAGAGGAUGGGAGCCAUGGUUGCCUUUCACCGAUUCGAGGAUUUUGUCAGAAACUUUGAUGAAGUCAUUUCCUGUUUCGCAAACCUGGCUAAGGAGAGCCCCCUCUUCAGCGAGGCCCGGUCCAUGCUGUACUCCGAGGAAGACUGCAAGUAUAUGAAGGAGGAGCCCAUCCACAUUUUGAAUGUCGCCGUCCAAUGUUCAGACCACCUUGAGGACGAGGAACUGGUGCCAAUCUUCCGGACGUUUGUGCAGUCCAAGAAACACGUCCUUGUGGAAUACGGCCUCCGGAGAAUCACCUUUCUCAUUGCACAAGAGAGAGAAUUUCCUAAGUUUUUUACAUUCAGAGCAAGAGACGAGUUUGCUGAAGAUAGAAUUUACCGCCAUUUGGAACCUGCCCUGGCCUUCCAGCUGGAGCUGAAUCGGAUGCGGAACUUUGAGCUGAAGGCCGUGCCCUGCGCAAACCACAAGAUGCAUCUUUACUUGGGCGCUGCCCGAGUGAAGGAAGGCACUGAAGUGACCGACCACCGGUUCUUCAUCCGCGCCAUCAUCAGGCACUCAGACCUCAUCACCAAGGAGGCCUCCUUUGAGUACCUGCAGAACGAGGGGGAACGGCUGCUCUUGGAGGCCAUGGAUGAGCUGGAGGUGGCCUUCAACAACACCAGCGUCCGCACCGACUGCAACCACAUCUUCCUCAACUUUGUCCCCACGGUCAUCAUGGACCCUUCCAAGAUUGAGGAGUCUGUUCGGUCUAUGGUGAUGAGGUACGGCAGCCGGCUUUGGAAGCUCCGUGUCCUGCAAGCUGAGGUCAAGAUCAAUAUCCGCAUGACCCCAACCGGCACCGCGAUCCCCAUUCGCCUCUUCCUGACCAACGAGUCCGGCUACUACCUGGACAUCAGCCUUUACAAAGAAGUGACAGAUCCCAGGAGCGGAAACAUCAUGUUCCACUCCUUUGGGAACAAGCAAGGCGCCCAGCACGGGAUGCUGAUCAACACGCCCUACGUGACCAAAGACCUGCUCCAGGCCAAGAGGUUUCAGGCCCAGUCUCUGGGGACCACCUACAUCUAUGACUUCCCAGAGAUGUUCAAACAGGCUCUCUACAAGCUGUGGGGCUCCUCAGAGAAACACCUCAAGGAUGUCUUGACUUGUACCGAGCUUGUGCUGGACUCUCAGGGGCAGCUGGUGGAGAUGAACAGGCUCCCCGGAGGGAACGAGGUGGGCAUGGUGGCUUUCAAGAUGCUCCUCAAAACUCGAGAGUAUCCCAAUGGCCGGUACAUCAUCGUCAUCGGCAAUGACAUCACUUUCCGGAUCGGCUCCUUCGGGCAAGAAGAAGACCUUCUCUUCCUCCGUGUGUCCCAGCUGGCCCGAGCGGAGGGCAUCCCCAAGAUCUACCUCUCUGCCAACAGCGGGGCCCGCAUAGGCCUGGCCGAAGAAAUCCGGCACAUGUUCCACGUGGCCUGGCUUGACCCCGCCGACCCCUGCAAGGGAUUUAAAUACCUUUACCUGACCCCGCAAGACUACACCAAGAUCAGCUCCCUGAACUCUGUCCACUGCAUGCACGUGGAGGAGGAAGGAGAAUCCAGGUAUGUCAUCACGGACAUCAUCGGGAAGGAUGAUGGGCUCGGAGUGGAGAACUUGAGGGGCUCUGGCACCAUCGCUGGGGAGUCGUCUCUGGCUUACGAGGAGAUCAUCACCAUCAGCAUGGUGACCUGCCGGGCUAUUGGGAUCGGUGCCUACCUGGUGAGGUUGGGCCAGCGAGUGAUACAGGUUGAUAACUCCCACAUCAUCCUGACAGGAGCAAGCGCAUUGAAUAAGGUCCUCGGCCGUGAAGUUUAUACCUCAAAUAACCAGUUGGGUGGCGUGCAGAUCAUGCAUUUUAAUGGCAUUUCCCACAUCACCGUUCCAGAUGACUUUGAGGGAGUUUACACCAUCUUGGAGUGGCUGUCAUAUAUGCCCAAGGACAUUCAUAGCCCCGUGCCCAUCAUUGCGCCCACCGACCCCAUUGACCGAGAAAUUGAGUUCCUUCCUUCCAAAGCCCCCUACGAUCCCCGAUGGAUGCUAGCAGGAAGGCCUCAUCCAAGUGUGAAGGGAGCCUGGCAGAGUGGGUUCUUUGACCAGAACAGCUUCAAGGAGAUCAUGGAACCCUGGGCCCAAACCGUAGUGACCGGCCGAGCGAGGCUGGGGGGAAUUCCUGUUGGGGUGAUAGCUGUGGAGACUCGGACUGUGGAGAUGGUGGUCCCCGCUGAUCCUGCUAACUUAGAUUCUGAAGCCAAGAUAAUCCAGCAGGCAGGACAGGUGUGGUUCCCAGAUUCUGCCUUUAAAACUGCCCAGGCCAUCAAGGACUUCGACCGGGAGAAAUUGCCCCUGAUGAUCUUUGCCAAUUGGAGAGGAUUCUCCGGGGGCAUGAAGGACAUGUAUGAUCAGGUGUUGAAGUUUGGUGCCUACAUCGUGGACGGCCUCAGGCAGUACAAGCAGCCCGUCCUCAUCUACAUCCCCCCCUAUGCCGAACUCCGCGGAGGCUCCUGGGUGGUCAUUGACCCAACUAUCAACCCUCUGUGCAUGGAGAUGUACGCGGACAAGGAGAGCCGAGGUGGGGUUUUGGAACCCGAAGGAACCGUGGAGAUCAAGUUCCGGAAGAAAGACUUGAUAAAAACCAUGAGGAGGAUCGACAGUAUUUACAUGAAGCUGGUGGAACAGCUAGGAACAGAAGACUUGUCAGAAAAGGACCGAAAGGACCUGGAGAGUAAGCUGAAGGCUCGGGAAGAGCACCUGUUACCUGUCUACCACCAGGUGGCAGUGCAGUUUGCCGACCUCCAUGACACGCCCGGGAGGAUGCAGGAGAAAGGCGUCAUUACAGACAUCCUAGAGUGGAAGAACGCACGUACGUUCCUCUACUGGCGUCUCCGCCGCCUGCUCCUCGAGGACAUUGUCAAGAACGAAAUCCUGCGUGCCAACGGCGAGCUCAGCCACGUGCACAUCCAGUCCAUGCUGCGCCGCUGGUUCAUGGAGACCGAGGGUGCCGCGAAGGGAUACCUCUGGGACAACAACCAGGUGGUCAUAGAAUGGCUGGAGAAGCAUCUUCAGCAGGACGACGGUCUACACUCGGCCAUUUGGGAGAAUAUCAAGUGCCUAAAGCGUGACUUUGUCCUCAAGACUAUUCGAGGCUUGGUUCAGGAUAACCCCGAGGUGGCCGUGGACUGUGUGGUCCACAUGACGCAGCACAUCAGCCCCGCAGACAGGGCCCAGAUCGCCCAUCUCCUGGCCACCAUGGAGAGCCCAGCCUCCACCUGACCGGGGGACAUGUGGGUCCGGACACAGUCCCGCCCGGAGAGGAUGCCCCGGCGGCCUGGCGGCGUCUAGCCCGAGGCCCCCCACGGGGCUUUGGUGUGUCUCUCCUGGGCGUUUCUGUGGGGCUGGAAGAGGAGGCAGCUCCUCCAGCCUCUAAAUAAAGGGCAUCUGUGUGGCAUUUUCAUGCAGAGAUGUCCACCCUCCUGCGCCGGGCUGUCAUGUGUUUGUUUGGGCUCAAGGUGUCUUUGUCAGGCAUCUGCGGGCACCGGGCCUCACAAGGGCGUCUGUCCACAGACUUCCCUUUUUGUUUUUUAAACCACGAGUCCAGUUCCUAAUUUAAGGGUCCUCCACUGCCGAGGAAAGGGGACAGACUUGGCGACCCAGAUCCGAAGAGGGCUGGUGGCUGCCAGCCUGCCCAUGAAGGGAUCAGGGUGACUUUUUUUCAUUUUUCUAAAUGAAGAGCAAAACCAAAUUUUUUUUCAGAACAACCAAUGACAAAUCACUAGGGACAUGAAUGGGAAAUAUUAAUAGUACAUAAAGGAGUGAUUUUUAGGAGAAAUGAAGUCUAAUCCUGCCUCUGGGGACUUCACAUUCUCUGCAAUUCCCUUUGUGGGGAGAGAGUGAGGCUGCCGGGUACGUCCCCUAAGAAAAGCACAGACACUUUCUGCUUCCCCCUGAGUGGAUCGGUCCCAGGCCAUUCUGCCUGCUGCCCCCAGGUGCUAGCUCACCUGCCAGACCGGAGAGUGUAGAAGGAGGGGGCCUCACUCCUUACCUGACGUCUGCCAGCAGUACCCUGAGCCCUCCCCCGACUCAUCCACAGAUGAACCUGCUGCUAAGCCGCCAUCCCUCCCCCAUCAGUGCCUUGGUGCCGGGGCCAUGGGCCGGCCCACUUGGAACAGCAAUGCCUGAUGCCCAGGUGGUUUGGGGGAAGUGGCCUCAGAGCUGUUCUGAUCUGACAAGGGGCAGAUGGCGGAUGCCCCUGGAGGAGGAGGACGGAGCCUGGGCUCUGGGCCUCUUUGGCCCAUGUCUCCAGAGCUCUCCUUCCCUUGACAAGUGGACUUGCUGCCACCGUGCAUCAUACAGGACUUCUGAUGCCAGGCUCAUGAAAUGACCUCAUCUGGUUAUCCCAAGUACUGGCCAGAAGCGAGGACCUAACGCGUGAGGCCCGAGGCUCCUGACCUGGAACUGUCACCCUUGGAAAGCCCUGCUGCAUGAAUGGGGAAGGAGCUUCCCAAAGAACCACUGCCCUCUAUCACUCUGAGGAUAUGGGGCUGGGGGGCAGGGGAUGAGCGGAUGCGCCUGGACCUCUGAGGGGGCGUCUGGGCUAGAGAGAGAUGUCAGGGCCCCUUUCAAUAAACGGAAAAUGUUUUUC
Messenger RNA from Dromiciops gliroides (monito del monte), 9021 nucleotides. RefSeq names its product acetyl-CoA carboxylase beta (gene ACACB). The record is from RefSeq and is a predicted model, not a curated record. Bases 222 to 7652 code for a protein of 2476 amino acids. The transcript has 54 exons. NCBI's taxonomy places the organism in Eukaryota, Metazoa, Chordata, Mammalia, Microbiotheria, Microbiotheriidae. Gene Ontology annotation, molecular function: ATP binding; acetyl-CoA carboxylase activity; metal ion binding. Gene Ontology annotation, biological process: fatty acid biosynthetic process.